CCUGGAGCUUCGUGCUGCCUGGUUCGUGGGUCGGACCGCGUCCCGGGCCGCCGCUCCGGUGCCGGGUUUUACAGCGGCCUCUGCCUGUGUGUGGCAGCAGCGCAGCUCGAAAGCAGGGGAAGCAGAAACACUAUGGCUGCCAGUCUGUCUCUCACUCAGCUCUCCAGUGGAAACCCGAUCUAUGACAAAUACUAUCGACAGGUUGAUCCGACUGGCAGUGGGUGGGUGGCAGCGGCUGAUGCAGCUCUCUUCCUGAAGAGGUCAGGCUUGGCUGACCUGGUCCUGGGCAAGAUUUGGGAUUUGUCAGACUCUGAGCGAAAGGGUUCUCUCAACAAACAGCAAUUCUUCAUAGCGUUGCGGUUGGUAGCGUGUGCUCAGAAUGGCCUGGAGGUGGCGCUCAAGAGUCUCAACGUGGCUGUUCCUCCACCCAAAUUUCAUGAUACAAGCAGCCCACUGUUAGCAGGAGGAGUGCCUGUUGACGUACCCUGGGUUGUCAAGCCUGAGGAAAAGAUGAAAUUUGAUUCCAUCUUUGACAGUCUGGGUCCAGUAGGAGGAAUGCUAACAGGAGACAAGGUCAAGCCCGUCCUGCUCAACUCGAAGCUGCCAGUGGACAUCCUUGGCAGGGUGUGGGAGCUCAGUGAUCUUGACAGAGAUGGCAUGUUGGACAGAGAUGAAUUUUCUGUGGCCAUGUAUCUGGUCUACCGAGCUCUGGAGGGGGAGCCUGUCCCCAUGUCCCUACCACCUCCCCUGAUUCCACCCUCCAAAAGGAAAAAACCCUCAGUGCCUCCCGUGAUGCCCCUGUUACCCUCGCCCCCGUCCGCCAAAGACAGCCGCUCCUCCCACGCCGGCUCUAAGACCAUGCUCCACCCCCCUAAACCUGUCCCAGCUCCCGCACCACCUCCCGCCCCAGCACCAGCACCAGUACCAGUCCCAGCACCAGCAGCUGCCCCUUGGGUGGUGUCGCCACCAGACAAAGCUAAGUAUGAUGAGCUGUUCAACAAGACGGAUGGAGACAUGGACGGGCUGGUGUCUGGUCCAGAAGUCAGAGAUAUCUUCCUCAAGACUGGGCUGCCCUCUGCCACACUCGCACGGAUCUGGGAGCUCUGUGACAUUGGCGACGUAGGGAAACUGACCCGAGAGCAGUUUGCUCUGGCUCUUCAUCUUAUCAAUCAGAAGCUGACCAAAGGCCUGGACCCUCCUCAGAGCCUUUCUCCAGAGAUGAUUCCUCCAUCAGACAGACAAAACCUAAAACAGAACAACAUGGUCAACCUUGCAGCUGACUUCUCUGCCAUCAAGGAGCUGGACUCUCUCAGUAAUGAGAUUGUUGAGUUACAAAGGGAGAAGAGCUCUGUGGAAGAGGAGAUCAAGGAAAAGGAGGAGGCCAUCAGAGAGCGCAACAGUGAAGUGCAGGACUUACAAGAUGAGGUAGCGAAGGAGAGCGAGGAGCUGCAGCGACUCCAGUCUCAGCGACUUAAAGUCCAGGAGGCCUUGGAAGAACUGGAUCAGCAGAAAAGCUCCCUAGAGGAGCAGCUGACUCACAUCCGCCAACAGACCAGCCAAGAGACCCAGCUGAUCUCAUCGCUGCAGACAGAGCAUGAGGAACAAGAACACAGAAUAUGUCAGUUUGAGGAGGAGCUGGUCCAGGCCCGGGAGGAGCUCCUCGCUUUACAGGAGGAAAGCAGGAGGCUGCAAGAGAAAGUCCAGGCUGCUCAGGAGCAGCUCACGCCUCUGCAGGAGUCUGUGCGAGACUCCUUCACACAGGUUGCACAGGUUCAACAGAAACUGGACGACCUUCGCGUGGAGGAACGGUCAGUGACUGCACAGCUCAGCUGGAAGCGAGCCCUUGAGGACAGCUCGCCUGUCAUGGUUAAUGGAUCAGCAGGACCCACAGCAGAGAUGCAUCUGGUGGACCCCUUCCAGCAGGACCUCUUCCAGGAUGAACGGCCUAAAGAACUGAUCGAGGAGGAACCAGCCGCUGUCUGCGUUCUUCAGAGAGAACAGUCGGAUCGGAAAGAGAAAGGAGAGAAUGAUAGGGAGGACAGAGAAGAGGAGGAGGAGGAGAGUCCACAUCUAGACGAAGAAAAGCAGAAACCUGAUGCGUUGGAUGAUCUCUAUACUAGUUUGGCUUCCUCUGAUAUAUACAAUAGCCUGUCAGUGCUGACCAAGCCACAGGAGAACACUGUUAGGGAACAAAAUAGCCCAGCGCUCGACACCUCGUCUGAAGUGGCAGAUGAUUCGGAGGAAUCGUUUAAAGAGAGCCCGUUGAAGGUUGCAUCGCCGGAGCUAGAGAGAAGACAUGAGCCGUUGGAGUCCCCAGAGGCAGCGGCUUCCUCAUUACCACCUCAAGUGGGCCCUCGCACAAAGCCUCCGCAGACCAGCCCCCCCUCGCUGCCUGAGAUGGAUUUCUUUCACCCAGACCCCUUUACUGACCAUGAUCCAUUCAAAGAUGAUCCCUUUGGAAAAGCACAUGUUGCAGAUCCCUUCGGAGGAGACCCGUUCAAAGGGACAGAUCCCUUUGCAUCAGACUCUUUUUUCUCACACCCCUCCGGCGCCCACUUUUCCUCCGAGGACCCGUUCUCUGCCUCGGCUGACCCGUUUGGUACUACUCCUGGCGUGCCGGAACCAGACCUGUUCGCAGCCAAACUGAACGAUGCAGCAGCUGUAACGGCAGCAGAUCCCGACCCCUUUGUGUCGAAACCAGCCAAUCCAGUUUCAGGAGCUAAGGAUCCGUUCAGCUCCGCGGGGAGCAACGUGGACGAGGCUGAUCCAUUCAGAGGCAAAGUGAACGCCACAGCAGACGGCGCUGAUCCUUUUGGUUCUCAUGACGGAGGCGCAGAUCCAUUCAGCUCCUCCUCGCCAAGUUCUGAUCUGCCAGUGAAGGACACCGCUGUGGCCAAUGAUCCAUUUGCUCCAGGUGGUACUGCAGUGAGCACCAGCUCAGAUUCAGAUCCAUUUGCUGCUGUGUUCGGUAAUGAGUCGUUUGGAGGGGGCUUCGCAGAUUUCAGUUCCUUGGCGAAGUCGAGCGGUACUGAUCAGUUCGGCAUCAAUAAUAAGAACAUUUUCCAGGACGACAGUCCGUCUGCAGAUGUGCCCCCUGCACUGCCCCCAAAGACGGGCACACCGACUAGACCCCCUCCACCUCCUCCAGGUAAGAGAACGUCCCUGUCCAGAACAGAGUCCUCUGACUCCUUCCAUCGACGAGGGCACAUGCUCCCACAUGCUCCAGGAGACUUCUCCUCCUCCUCCUCCUCUUCCUCCCUGCCUGCCAAGGAUCCUAUAGCCGACCCCUUCGCCCCCUCCUCCCCUCCUCGCCACAACAUACGGGAAGCUGACGGAUUUGCCAGCUUUGACAAAUAUCCAACAGAGGAAGAUAUGAUAGAGUGGGCAAAGCGCGAGAGCGAGCGAGAGGAAAAGGAGCGACUUGCCAGGCUCACGCAGCAGGAGCAAGAGGACCUGGAGCUGGCCAUCGCUCUCAGCAAGUCUGAACUGUCCUGAGCAGUCAGCCCCCCCUCCCCCGUCUCCUCCACUGGCCCGGUCCAGCCUAGGAAGCACCAAAGCAAAGUGGGGACUGUACAGGACUGAUUCAGCAGCACCUGCUGACCCCAUAAAGACUUUCUUAGAACAAGCCUACAGUAUCUGAAUCUCUCCCCAGACGGUGAUCGCUGUUCACGUGUCCCAUUCUGUCGGUCUCUGUGGUUUAGUUUAAGGACGAGGACCAAGAUGAAGUGUUUGUUCUAAAAACAUAAAAAGAAAUGCAGUGAAUAUGAAUUUAGAGAGUGUUCAAACCGUUGUGCUACCAAGGCUGCCAUGUUAACUCCUCGAAAUGUAAUUUAUUUAACAGGUUAAGUUCCUCUGUUUAGCCACUAACCAAACACACUACACCUCCAUACAUGUCACAUCUCCGUGUUCACGCUCUUUUUAGUUUCUGCCAGAAACGGAAAACUGAGGUUUUGGAACAGAAUCUGAGCUUGCACCUUUUAAUAUAGUACUACUCAGAUACAUUGUGUACUUUCCAGCCUCUACGCUGCCCGUCAGAUUUAUUUUUUUUUUCAUUUCAGGACAAGAAAACCAAUUUCAUUUUUUUUCCACUUGUUGCAUGUUAUGUGACAGACCCCGUACAGCUGCCACGUUCCGACUCCAGAUGCUCAUUUCUACCAAAUGUUCUUUGUUCGUAUAGGUUUUAACCCUUGAAGGAACAAACGUUAUAAAUGUUUAGCGUUAAUUAGCAUUAAUUUGAGACACAAUAAAGUCAACUGCAAAAAUAAAACAUUUUAAAGAUUGUAAAGUUGAACAAAUGAAGACAAUGCAGCUCUAAAAGGAUUGUUCUGUUGCCUUGAUGCUUAUUCUGUUAACUUUGCUGGUUUAAGGCUUUGUUGCUAAAAUGUGACAUUAGCCUCAAUGAGUUCAGAUAAUAAAUGUGAGCUGAACAGUAGCUAAGCCCCCUUGACGGCUCUGUUUGCCUGACUGUUCAUCCAGACUGAACCACAUCCUCCUGACAGCGUCCAGAGAGAUCAGACACGGCUGCAUGAUGUCCGGUGACGCUUCAGUCGCACAGAUCUCUCUUUUUUUUCCUUGAAACUGCACUAAAAGGCUCCUGACGCCACAGACGGUGCUGCAGGUCUCAGGUGCCGCCGCCGGUGCUGCGUUGCUUGUGUUUCUGUGGACAAUGUUGCUCCUGUGAAGGGUUUGUGUGUCUGCGUUUUCCAUGCGGCCACUUGAGGCUCCGUGCGUAUUUAACUUGCAAAGCAUCUGCUCGUGUUGUGACACAUGCUCCCGUUGUCACUGUGUGUGUGGUGGAGGAGCUGGAGGCCUAAUGUCUGACUAAACGGUGCAGGUCCAGGUCUAAUCCGGGUUCUGACCCUUUGUGGUGGUUUUGGCCGAGCAGCACUGGGACGUUUCCUUCAGAACAGGCGUCGUCUCGCUGCUCUUCACCUCAGCAGCUCAGUCUUCUCGUCAUCCUACACUUUUCCUUUUUUGAAGGUCAUGCAUUUAGGUCCUUGAAUUUGAAAGCUUAAGAACCACUCUUUAAAAUCGCAAGCUAAUUGUAUUGUAUUUUGUAUUUUCUAACAUGUAAUAAAGAUGAAUACUGGGAGCUUGGUCAGAGAACAUGUAAUGCAUUCAGUUGUACCAGAAUAAAUACUAAACUUGUA
This is a messenger RNA of Betta splendens (Siamese fighting fish), 5150 nucleotides long. RefSeq names its product epidermal growth factor receptor pathway substrate 15 (gene eps15). Bases 133 to 3495 code for a protein of 1120 amino acids. The transcript is spliced from 25 exons. Gene Ontology annotation, cellular component: clathrin coat of coated pit; cytoplasm; plasma membrane. NCBI's taxonomy places the organism in Eukaryota, Metazoa, Chordata, Actinopteri, Anabantiformes, Osphronemidae. Gene Ontology annotation, molecular function: calcium ion binding; cadherin binding. The record is from RefSeq and is a predicted model, not a curated record. Gene Ontology annotation, biological process: endosomal transport; endocytosis.